Molecule: messenger RNA, 1338 nt
Organism: Protobothrops mucrosquamatus (brown spotted pit viper)
Lineage: Eukaryota; Metazoa; Chordata; Lepidosauria; Squamata; Viperidae
Source: the annotation of a RefSeq genome assembly
AUGCUUAAAAUCCUCAUAAUAACAACAAUAUUAAUUCCAACAAUUCUUACCCUAAAACCCAAAAUGCUAUACCCAACAACAACCUCUUAUAUAUUUAUACUAGCAUUACUAAGCCUAACCCUACUAGAACCUAAAUCAAACAUACUUCUAAGCCUAGACCAUAUCUCAUCACCUCUACUUACACUAUCUUUUUGACUCCUUCCACUAAUAACCAUCGCUAGCCAACACGCAAUAAUCAAAGAACCCCUACAACGACAACGAAUCUUCCUAACAACACUCACCCUCUUACAACUAUUUAUUUCAACAACAUUCAUAGCAUCCAACCUAACCCUAAUAUAUAUCAUAUUCGAAGCCACCCUGAUCCCCACCCUAAUCAUCAUCACACGAUGAGGACAACAAACAGAACGACUAACCGCAGGAACAUACUUUAUAUUAUAUACACUAACAACCUCAUUACCACUACUUAUAGCCAUUAUUUUUAUCAAUAACUCAACAAAUACCCCAACCCCCUUCCUCCAACUACUGCACCCCCCAAACCAAUGAACUAGCCUCCUACUAUGACUAGCCUGCCUAACCGCAUUUCUAGCAAAAAUACCUAUUUACGGACUACACCUCUGACUCCCAAAAGCCCACGUAGAAGCCCCAAUCGCCGGCUCAAUAGUCCUAGCCGCAAUUCUAUUAAAACUUGGAGGAUAUGGCAUCAUCCGCAUAAUACAAGUCCUGCCCACAACAAAAACAGAUAUGUUCCUCCCAUUCAUCGUACUGGCCCUAUGGGGGGCCAUCCUAGCCAACCUAACAUGCCUGCAACAGACAGACCUAAAAUCCCUAAUCGCCUACUCCUCCAUCAGUCACAUAGGCCUAGUAGUAGCCGCAAUCAUCAUUCAAACACCAUGGAGCCUAUCCGGAGCCAUAGCCCUAAUAAUCGCUCACGGCUUUACCUCCUCAGCACUCUUCUGUCUAGCCAACACAACCUAUGAACGCACACACACCCGAAUCCUAAUUCUAACACGAGGAUUCCACAACAUUCUCCCUAUAACCACAACCUGAUGACUACUAACCAACCUCAUAAACAUUGCCACCCCCCCCGCCCUUAACUUCACAAGUGAACUACUAAUUAUAUCUUCCCUAUUCAACUGAUGUCCAACAACUAUCAUCCUACUCGGAUUAUCAAUACUAAUCACCGCCUCCUACUCCCUACACAUAUUCCUAUCAACACAAAUAGGACCAACUCUACUUGACAACCAAACGGAACCAACACACUCACGAGAACACCUAUUAAUAACCCUACACAUUAUUCCACUCGUAAUAAUCUCUAUAAAACCAGAAUUAAUCAUUAGA